AUGAUUUGCCAUCAGUUUUUCGUUUCAUGCAGAGCCACGAAACAGCAGGCAUGUGUGGAGGAGAACUUGUACAAGGUACUGAGUUUGAGUCCCAUGAGUGCAACCACAGAUGACAUAAAGAAAGCGUACAGAUCAAUGGCUCUUCAGUACCACCCCGACGUGUGCCAUGACAGUUCCAAGAAAGAAGAGUUGACGAGGAUGUUUGUGCAGCUCAACACCGCCUACACCACCUUGUCCAACCCACAACUUCGAGCGGAUUAUGAUUAUGAGUUGGGUUUGAGAAGCAAGAAAAGUGUGGGUGAUGAGAGUUGGAGAUGUAGGUGGCACAAAGGGACGAAUCCUGGGGCUCUAGAGUCAGAGCACGAAACAUGAAUUGAAAUCAAACAUCUCAAUGAACCACUUCAAAAACUCAGAUAGUUUUGGACUAGCUUGUGUUUUUAUUUCGAUGAAUAUCUGUAAUAUGUAGUUCAGUUUUUCAAUACUACAAAUUACGCAGGAUUAGUUCAACUGCAGUGGUUGAUGUAUGUAUAAUAAUUUCUCUAUAGUAAUUCCAUUUUUCUCGCUACUUCCUC
Messenger RNA from Vigna umbellata (rice bean), 572 nucleotides. NCBI's taxonomy places the organism in Eukaryota, Viridiplantae, Streptophyta, Magnoliopsida, Fabales, Fabaceae. The record is from RefSeq and is a predicted model, not a curated record.